Messenger RNA from Plutella xylostella (diamondback moth), 1467 nucleotides. RefSeq lists its product as uncharacterized. Lineage: Eukaryota; Metazoa; Arthropoda; Insecta; Lepidoptera; Plutellidae. Gene Ontology annotation, molecular function: protein dimerization activity; RNA polymerase II cis-regulatory region sequence-specific DNA binding; DNA-binding transcription factor activity, RNA polymerase II-specific. Gene Ontology annotation, biological process: regulation of transcription by RNA polymerase II. The record is from RefSeq and is a predicted model, not a curated record.
ACCACCCCUGCAGUGUCUAGCCAGCCAGUGUAUUGAUCACCUCUCUCGUGGGAGACAUUAUUCUGAGUGUCAAGAAGCUGUGUGUGUUUUUAGUGUGAUUCAGUGAUCUUUCCAAGGAAGUUUUAUGCCCACCUUGACCAAUAUUAAAGGAAAAAGCGUGGCAGUGGCGAUGACGUCAGAGCCGGACUCGUGUUCGGAAGAGGAGCCGGACAGCGAGAUGCUCAGCGACGACCCGAGUUUCCAGGACAGUGAUGACGAGAGACAGAUGCGGGCACAGUCGGACCUACCCCCCGGCCUGCCUCUCCGAGCGCCCCGCAAGUUGUUCUCCAACUGCCGCGAGCGCUGGCGCCAGCAGAACGUGAGUGGAGCCUUCGCCGAGCUGCGGAGACUCGUGCCCACGCACCCGCCCGACAAGAAGCUGUCUAAGAGCGAGAUAUUGAGGGUCGCCAUCAGAUACAUCGGUCUUCUAUGCGAGGUGCUCGAGUGGCAGAAAGCGCAUUCCAUCUCCACUAACAAAGAGAACAACUCCUUAGCAAUCAAAUGCGAAUCACCUCUUAGCCCAUCGCAGAACCUACGCAGGAAGUACAAACGACCUUAUUGCAAUGAUGAUGAAGGUCCAAAACCGAAAAUCUUUCUCGAAGGCGCUAACGACUUUCCGAAAUUCGGCAACGAGGAAAAUGAAGAUGGUUCGCUCUUCAGACGCUACCAAAGUCGAGUGGUCCAAAACAAAAUGGAGCACUAUAGGUUCCUCAGAAGCUCUUACUAUUUCCCAAGAUGGCGCCAUCCCCUGCCGUUAAGGAACUUGACAACUGACAGGAAUGGAAACAACUUGCUCAUGAUCGCUCCAGCGCAAAAUGGGACGAGCAAACCAGAUAAUGGGGUUGUGAAGUAUUGCAACGGAACUGCAGAUGUUGAUAAGUCUCUAGAUAAAGACAAAGGUGACAAUAAGGAUGGGAUGAACAAAAUGACUUAGUUUAAGUCAAUAUUUUUUGCAAUACUAUAAUUUAACCGUGUUUACCGACAUAUAAUUUAAGAGUGUUUUUUUAUUUAUUGUACCGAUAUUUUGUUAUUAAAACGUAGCUAUAGAUUGUUAACAAUAUUAUUAAAAAUUCAAAUACUUAACACAAAUUGGGGUUUGGAGUUUUAAUGUUACUUUGAGGAAAUUUUAACUUAUAUAGGAGUUUUGAAUUAUGCAAAAUAAACGUAUCCUUGCAAUUUUAUCAUCAUAUAGGGCCUGCGUUUAGGCUUUUUAGUCGGAGGAGAAGCAUCUAUUAUCGUUCUUCUAGGAUCAAAGUCGAUCAAUAGCUCCCCCUUAGUGUCGGCGUCGACCUCUCUCCCGCUUCUAGUGUCGACGUCGACCUCUUCCCCCCUUCUAGUGUCGAAGUCGGACACGAUGAGUUGUCCCGGCAGCAGCGGUCCCCCGGACACCGUGUACAUCUGCACUGGACCGCCAUGCUGGAACAGUUC